Messenger RNA from Ichthyophthirius multifiliis, 969 nucleotides. RefSeq lists its product as hypothetical. Gene Ontology annotation, cellular component: membrane. The transcript is spliced from 5 exons. Lineage: Eukaryota; Ciliophora; Oligohymenophorea; Hymenostomatida. The record is from RefSeq and is a predicted model, not a curated record.
AUGGGUUAAACAUUGUAAUCUGAAAAUAUUUUUUGUAAACAUGGAGGAUAUAGAAAGGGUAAUUUAGGACAUUUGACUAAAAUUGCUAAUUAUUAAAUUUGGGAUAAAUUUAAGUCUGAAUAUUUAGAAAAAACUAAUAAAAAUAAUAAUACGGAUAUAGGCUAACAUAAGAUACUAGAAUAAAGUACUGAAAGCAAAAAUAUUGACGAUAUUAAAGAAGAAAUUGGUAAUAAUGAAAAUCAUUAAAAUAAUAAUUAAGAUUUUAAUUAUGAUAUUGAAUCGUUCUUUAAUAAUUAAAAUAAUAGUUAAAUAGAUAAUAAUGAUUAAUAAUAAUGUGAAAAUGAAGAUAUUUGGAAUUUCUCUAAGCAAAGUUCUAAUGAACAAAAUAAUCAAUACAAUAAUUACGUAUCAAAUCCUCAGUAAGAAUACGAUCUUGAAAAUUAAUAUGAUGAUAAAUUGACUUAAGGAUUAUUAGGAAAUAGUAGGAUGGGAUUUAUACUUGCAAGAUAAGUUCCUUAAAAUUAUAUUUGUUUAAUUUUGUUCACCCUUGCUAUGUCAUAUAUGGUUAGUUGUACAUGUUCUAUUUUAGGAAGCUAAAAUAAUGGAUAAAAUCUUGUACUUAUUGCCGCUGUAAUGACUUUAGGAGUAAGUUUAGCUUUAACUGCUUAUGCAUUUUAUACAAAAACUGACUUCACAAUGAUGGGUGGAUUUAUAUUUUGCUUUUUUAUUGUGUUGAUUAUUUUCGGAUUUUUCGCUACAUUUAGUCAUCAAAAAACUAUUUAUAUUAUUUAUUGUGCUUUGAGUGUUAUAUUAUAUUCGAUUUAUUUAAUUUAUGACACUUAACUUAUUGCUGGUGGAAAAAAAUAUGAACUUUCGGUUGAUGAUUAUGUCGUUGGAGCUAUGAUGUUAUAUAUCGAUAUAAUUAUGAUAUUUUUGGAAUUACUCAAAAUACUAUAAGCUUCAAGAUGA